UGGUGCCCGCCUGUAAUCCCAACCUGUGUUUAAGGCCAUCCUCCGCUACGUAUUAAGUUUGAAGCCAGCCUGGGCUACGUGUGGCCCCGUCUCAAAAACUGAAUGAAAUAAAUAAACGAUAAGAGACCCACGGGUCAGCGUGAGACCCCGACCGAGUGAAGAGGUCUUGACUUCAGCUCCCUUGACUCCUUCUAGGUAAUUCCUUGCCUGAGGCCUGUUACCCUUGAAGAAUGGCAGAGGCAGUCUUCCGUGCCCCGAAGAGGAAAAGAAGAGUGUAUGAGAGUUACGAGUCACCACUGCCCAUCCCCUUCGGUCAGGACCAAGGUCCCAGGAAGGAAUUCCGAAUAUUCCGAGCUGAAAUGAUUAGCAACAGUGUGGUGGUCAGGGGCGUGGAGGACAUGGAGCAGCUGUAUGGAAAGGGCUACUUUGGAAAAGGCAUUCUUUCAAGAAGCCGUCCGAACUUCACAAUCUCCAAUCCCAAGCUGGCUGCCAGAUGGAAAGGUGUGCCCACAGACAUGCCCAUAAUCACCUCAGAGAAGUUUCAGCAUCGAGUGGAAUGGGCCACGGAUUUCAUGCGUAGACAGGGCCACGAUGAGAGCACCGUGCAGAAGACCCUCACAGACUACAUAGAACCACUUGAACUUCCUUGCAGAAACGGGGAAGAGGAGGCCCCACGGCAUGACCCGCUGAGUUCUGAGGCCGGCUCCUCCCUGGAAGGCAGAGUGGGAAAGGGUGAACUCUUGGUGACCACUGGAGGUGCUGGACAGUCAGAUGACCUGCAGGGUCUUAACACACACUCAAAGGACGGCCUGCAGGAGGGGCCUGGCCACACCACACUCACUGUGGCUAGUCCAUCUAGCCUUAAUGGACAUGUGACAGAGGACACCACAGUUCUGCUCCAGGUCCCCAGCCACAGGCAGGAAGUCUUCGUUCCUCAGGAUGGCCUGUGGCCUGAAGACAGCAGCCAGGCAGCAGGAGAGAAACGGGCUGCUCAUGAGUAUGUCCUCGUAGAGGAAGAGCUGUGUGAUGUCCAGGAGGAGGAGGAGGCCCCAGAUGAGAAGUUGCUGCAAAGAAAGAGACUGGUGUGCAGAAGAAAUCCAUACAGGAUCUUUGAGUAUCUGCAGCUCAGCCUAGAAGAGGCUUUCUUCCUGGCCUACGCCCUGGGAUGUUUAAGUAUUUACUAUGAGAAGGAACCUUUAACAAUAGUGAAGCUCUGGCAAGCCUUCACUGCCGUCCAGCCCACCUUCAGGACUACCUACAUGGCCUACCACUACUUCCGAAGCAAAGGCUGGGUACCCAAAGUGGGGCUCAAGUAUGGAACAGAUCUGUUGCUGUAUCGGAAAGGCCCCCCAUUUUACCACGCAAGCUAUUCUGUCAUCGUUGAACUCGUGGACGACAACUUUGAGGGGUCCCUCCGCAGACCUUUCAGCUGGAAGUCGCUGGCCGCCUUGAGCAGAGUCUCAGGGAACGUCUCUAAGGAGCUGAUGCUGUGCUACCUGAUUAAACCCUCUACCAUGACUAGCGAAGACAUGGAGAGCCCAGAAUGCAUGAAGAGGAUUCAAGUUCAGGAGGUGAUUCUCAGCCGAUGGGUUUCUUCACGUGAGAGAAGUGACCAAGAUGAGCUUUGACCUUUCAACCUCGGAGUCUACCAUUCACCAUAAACUCUGAAGGAGCAUCAGCAUGUUUGGGGGUCAUAGCCCCAUGUUCUGUUGCUUUAAAUGGAAAAUCUUCUCCUGUGGCUCAGCUCACCCAAGAACUUGAACCAGUAAUCCAAAUAACUGAAAAAUCAAUGAUGGUCUGGAAGCCUUGAAAUACUGAGUGACUGAUGCAUUCUCA
This is a messenger RNA of Peromyscus maniculatus bairdii (prairie deer mouse), 1836 nucleotides long. RefSeq names its product tRNA splicing endonuclease subunit 2 (gene Tsen2). Gene Ontology annotation, cellular component: tRNA-intron endonuclease complex; cytoplasm. Gene Ontology annotation, biological process: tRNA-type intron splice site recognition and cleavage; tRNA splicing, via endonucleolytic cleavage and ligation. Lineage: Eukaryota; Metazoa; Chordata; Mammalia; Rodentia; Cricetidae. Gene Ontology annotation, molecular function: tRNA-intron lyase activity; nucleic acid binding. The record is from RefSeq and is a predicted model, not a curated record.